AUUAGAAAUAAUUCAAAUUUCAACUGUUCAUACACCGCGUCGAAUGGCAGUCUAUCUCAGCUCUGACGCUUCUUUUAAGUUUUGUGUGAUAGAUAUCGAUCCCCUUCAAUUCAAAUCUUUGGAACUCCAUCUUAAUUGCUUUCUCUUUCAAUUCUCUUAAUUUGAUCAUCACAUAUAUAUAUAUAUAUAUAUAAUGGCUCAGGUGAAACAGUUUGGCCACCUCAAAAUCCCAUUACAAAGUAUAAAUUCAGCAACCAACAAUUUUGCUAAAGAAUAUUUGAUUGGCCAAGGCGGAUUCGGCAAAGUUUAUAAGGGGGUAAUCGACCAUUCCACGGGCCAACACGCCAACGUUGCUUUGAAGCGUUUAGAUCGUGUGUUUGGGCAAGGUGAUCCCGAGUUUUGGAAGGAGAUUAUGUUGCUUUCCUUAUACAGACAUGAAAAUAUAGUCUCUCUCUUAGGAUAUUGUGACGAUUCGGGCGAGAAGAUCCUCGUGUACGAGUAUGCAUCUAAGAAAAGCCUCGACUUUUAUAUCAACAAAAAGGAACUAACUUGGGUUCAACGUCUUCGGAUAUGUUUAGGGGCGGCACGUGGACUGGCAUACCUACAUGCUCCUACAGAUACCCAGCUUAGAGUAUUGCAUCGCGAUAUUAAAAGUUCUAAUAUAUUAUUAGACGACAAUUGGAAUGCCAAAAUCUCGGAUUUUGGUCUCUCCAAAUUUGCCCCUGUAAACAAAGAUUUCACAUAUCUUAUCUCGAACGCUGUUGGCACUCUUGGUUAUUGUGAUCCGCUCUAUGUAGAGACAGGUUUGUUAACGAAAGAGUCAGAUAUUUACUCUUUUGGUGUAGUGUUGUUUGAGGUAUUAUGUGGGAGGCUCUGUAUUGGCAGUAACUAUGGAGAUCAUCAGUCUUUUGUGGGAUUUGUACGAAAAUGCUAUGAAGAAAACAAAAUAAAAGAAAUUGUUUUUGGCGGUAUAAAGGAUGAAAUAAAUCAUCAUUCUUUGGAGGAGUAUACGAAAAUAGCUUAUCAGUGUUUAAUGAGAAACCGUGAAGAACGUCCUUUGAUGGACGACAUCCUCAAAGCACUUGAAAGCGCACUUAGAUGUCAAUGCUCAAAUGCUGGUGUGGGUAGUACACAAACUCGCAUUUAUGGAAUCCUGAAUGUAAAAGUACUAAAUGGAUUGGAGCUUAAUAUUGAAAAUCCUUAUGUGAUGCUCAAACGAUUCACAUAUAGCCUUACAUCUACGAAGAAAACCGCCAUUAGAUACGGCUACAAGAAGAAAGGGGAUCCGUAUUGGAAUGAAGAAUUCACUCUGUAUGUUGACGAUCCACGUAGGAGUCAAGAGCUACAAAUAUUUGUUUGUAACUCAUUGACAUAUAAACAAAAAGAAAUUCAUGAGAUACUCGGAAUGACCAGAUUACACUUAACCAACUUCACUUCUGAAAAUCCAGAGCCUCAAGAAAUUAGGCUCUGUAAAGUUAACAGAUAUUGCUCGGAAGAUCACACAGAGGGCUACUUACAAGGGAAAAUCAUGGUGAAAGUGAUGUACAAACCGUGCGCAUAUUACACUAACUUUGAAGAUGUUUGUCCACUGCAAAAGGCUCCAACAGGGACUCCUCGAAACGGAGGAUUGUUUGUCGUUAUUAUCCAUGAAGCCGUGAACCUUAAAUCAAAGCAUCACUACAAUCCUUAUGUUUCGUUGCUAUUCCAAGGCAAAUCAAGAAAAACUAUGGCGAUAAAUAAGGCAAAGUCUCCGUUAUGGCGGGAGGAGUUUGCGUUCUAUUUGGAACAGCCACCGACGGACGAAACACUGUAUUUGGAAGUCAUUAGUACUCCUUGGAUGCCUAUAAUACAUCGAAAGGAAGAAUCAAUGGGAUAUGUUGAUAUAAAGGUUGUUGAUGCUGUAAAAAAUAGACGGAUCAUCAACAUUUAUGACCUUCAAAAAGGAAAACAUGGUCGGGUUAGAGUGGAGUUGCAAUGGAGAACGCCUGAGUAACAGUCAUUGAUGGCAGCCACGUUUAUAAGAAUAACAAGUAGAAGCAAGAGCCACUGACCCAUAAGGCGCCAGGUUAUGUUCGAUCUUCCAUAAGGCAUGACGUUAUGUCAAACAUCAUCAUACCAGCGCUUCACUCAUCACAACAUAGUCUAAAAGUUUGACUAUUUUCAUUCAUGUUGGAUAGGGUAAAUUGGCGAAACAAGUUCGCUGAACUCAAGUUCGCUGAACUCAAGUUGAACUUGGGUAACACUGCCUAUAGAUGUUCUUGAAAUGGUGUAUUAUGUUCCAAAUGAUCAACACAGAUUUUUAUUCGCCAAGUAGCUAAGCAAAGACUUUUGAUUUGUUUCCAAAAGUGUAUUUAACAGAUUAAACUCCGUAAUAGGGAGUUUCAUUUACAAGUCAUACAGAGUGAAGGUUAUUUUUCA
Molecule: messenger RNA, 2418 nt
Organism: Erigeron canadensis
Lineage: Eukaryota; Viridiplantae; Streptophyta; Magnoliopsida; Asterales; Asteraceae
Product: nodulation receptor kinase-like
Exons: 5
Coding region: 194-1993 (599 amino acids)
Biological process (GO): protein autophosphorylation
Cellular component (GO): plasmodesma; plasma membrane
Molecular function (GO): ATP binding; transmembrane receptor protein tyrosine kinase activity
Source: RefSeq, a predicted model, not a curated record